Anopheles arabiensis is the source of this 3861-nucleotide messenger RNA. RefSeq names its product protein argonaute-2. The transcript is spliced from 6 exons. Lineage: Eukaryota; Metazoa; Arthropoda; Insecta; Diptera; Culicidae. The coding region runs from base 131 to 3322 and encodes 1063 amino acids. The record is from RefSeq and is a predicted model, not a curated record. Gene Ontology annotation, molecular function: RNA binding; protein binding.
AACAGUUCAGUAUUUUCAUUGCAAGCAAAUAGACGUGCAACUGCGCAGCAUUUGUAGUUCCAUAAAUACAAAUAUACAAGUUAAGGAUUAAUAAGGUGUUUUGUCGGAAAACCAACCAAAACCAGCCGCCAUGGGGAAAAAGAAACCGCAGAAGAUAGUUCUUGGCGCAGUUGGGCAAACGGUGCCAGGGGCACAACAGCAACAACAGCCACCGCAACAACAACAACAACCACAACAACAGCAGCAGCCUCAACAACGGCCCCAACAGCAGCAGCAGCCACAGCCUCAACAAAGGCCACAGCAGCAGCAGCAGCAGCCACAAAGUAUACAGCAGCAGGGACCCCCGCAACAGCAAGGGCAUGCACAGAAGCAGCAACAGCCGCAGGGCCCUCCACAACAGCAGCAGGGCCAUCCACAACAGCAGCAGCAGCAGGGGAAUCCGCAGAAAAAGCAAAAGAAGCAGCCGCAAUCGGGAGGUCCACAGCAGCAUCAGCAGGGACCUUCACAACAACAGCAGCAACAUGCGCAAAAACAGCAUGAACCGCCGCAGCAGCAACAGCAGCAACCACAGCGCCCACAGCAGCAGCAGCAGCAACAACAACAGCGCCCACAGCAGCAGCAACAGCAGCAGGGCCCCCCACAACAGCAGCAGCAGCAACAACAGCGCCCACAGCAGCAGCAACACAAACCGGCGGCUCCCGCUGCUGCCACCGGUGGUGCCGUGCACCGGGACGCUUCCGUUGCGUCAACCAAAUCGUCCAGCUCCGGUGACGGCACGCUGCAGACGAUCGAGGAGAACCUGGGCGCAAUGCGCAUAGCGAAGGAGAAGAUUCGCCGAACCGAUCUGCGACCGGUGCUGGUGCGGCGCGGGGCGCACGGUAAGCGCGGCAAGCCCGUCUCGGUCGAGGCCAACUUUUUCCGCCUGCUGCUGGACAAGCUGAAGGGUACGGCGUACCACUACGACGUCGCGAUCGAACCGGACCGGCCGAAAAAGUUCUACCGGCCCGUGUUUGCGCAGUUCUGCCGGGAAAACUAUCCGGGCGCCAUGCUGGCGUUCGACGGGCAGAAGAACGCGUACACCACGCGCAAGCUGAGCGACAAGAAGGCGAAGGUGGUGUUCCAGCCGGACGACGGUGGCAAGCAGCGCGAGUACAUCGUGCAGGUGAAGGAAGCGGCCCAGCUCGAUUUGGGCGUGCUGAAAACGUACAUGAAAUCGAAUGAGGAGACAAUGGCCAAACCGAUGAGUGCCAUCCAAUGUCUGGAUGUGGUGCUACGCAGUGCCUAUGAAAAUAAUCCCAAUUUUGUGCGGUUCAAGCGCGCCGUGUACGCAGUGCCCCGCCAAUCCAUCGACAUCGGUCGGGGUCACGAGCUGUGGUUCGGGCUGUUCCAGUCGGCGCUGCUCGGUUCGCGCCCAUACCUAAACGUGGACGUGUCGCACAAAGCGUUCCCGAUGGGUGCGCCGGUGCUGAAGGUGAUCGGCGACUUCAACCGCGGCCAGGUGGAUCAGGUGAGCGGCUGGGUGCAGCAGGAGCUGCACAGCUUCCUCAAGGGCAUGGACGUGGUGUACACGAACCCGACCACCAGGAUGGCCAAGCGGAUGCGCUGCAACGGGCUGCGCGAACCGGCCAGCCAGCAGAUGUUCAAGCUGGAGGAUGGGACGCGCCUCUCGGUCGCCGACUAUUUUGCCCGCAAGCUCAACUUCCGGCUGCGCUACCCGAACCUGCCGGUGCUGCACGUCGGCAGCACCGUGCGGUCGGUGUACGUGCCGGCCGAGCUGUGCGACAUACCCGCGGGCCAGGCGCUGAACAAAAACAACCCGGAGGAGUGUACGCGCGACAUCAUCCGGUACGCGGCGACGAGCGCACCGGAGCGCAAGCGCAAGAUCCUCGACCUGGCGUCCCAGAUCCAGUACAACAAGUGCCCGACGCUGCUCGACUUCGGCAUCACGGUGGGCAACGAGUUCGAGAAGGUGCCGGCCCGCAUCAUCGACGCACCGCCGAUCGAGUACGCGCGGGGCGAGAAGAUUCCCCCGCAGCGGGGCGUGUGGCGCGCGGAGGGCAAGAACUUUAUCGUACCGAGCACGGAGCUGAGCAAGCGGCCGCUGCGCUGGCGCAUCCUCAACCUGGACUCGUACACGAACGAGGCGACGGUGAAGAAGUUUGGCGAGAUGCUGCAGUCGCAGGCAAUGCGCUGCAACGUGCAGAUGGAACCGUUCGAUAUGGCGAAAACGUACGUGCUGGUGCGCGAUAUGCGCAACUGUCUGCGCGACAUCGGCACGCUGCUGCAGAACAUCAAGCGGGAGGAACCGGCGGUCACGAUCGUGGUGCUGCCGAGCCGGGGCGAUGCGUACGCGAAGGUGAAGCAGAAGGCGGAGCUGGCGAGCGAACGGAUCGGGCUGCUGACGCAGUGCGUGAAGGGCAUGACGGUGGCCAAGAAGGGCACCGACAUGAGCACGCUCAACAACAUCAUGCUCAAGAUCAACGCCAAAACGAACGGCACGAACCACUGCAUCUCGCAGGUCGCGGUGCCACCGCUCGGACGCGGCAAGGUGAUGUACAUCGGGGCGGACGUUACGCACCCGCUCAGCGAGAACGAGCCGAGCGUGGUGGGCGUGGCGGCACUGUACGAUCUGACCGGCUUCCGGUACAACUGCAGCGUGCGGCUGCAGGGCGCCCGGGACGAGAUGAUCCGCGACCUGGAGAACAUCGUGCAGCGGCAGCUGCUGCUGUACAAGCAGUACAACGGUGCGCUGCCCGAGCGCAUCAUGUACUACCGGGACGGUGUGUCGGACGGCCAGUUUGCGGAAAUACUUACGAUCGAGCUGCAGGCACUGCACGCGGCGAUUGCGCGCGUCGAGCCGGGCUACAAGCCGGCGGUGACGUUCAUCGUGGUGCAGAAGCGCCACCACACGCGCUUCUUCCCGCAGCCCGGCUGCCCGACCGAGGGCAAGAACGGUAACGUACCGCCCGGCACGAUCGUGGACAGCGAAAUCACGACCCCGGAUCGGUACGAGUUCUACCUGGUGAGCCAUGCGGCCGUGCAGGGCGUCGCCAAGCCGACCAAGUACGUCGUGCUGUACGACGACUCGAACUGCCAUCCGGACAGUCUGCAGGCGCUGACGUACAAUCUGUGCCACCUGUUUGCGCGCUGCAACCGGGCGGUAUCGUACCCGGCCCCGACCUACUACGCCCAUCUGGCCGCCUACCGCGGCCGGGUGUACAUUAAGGACCGACGGAUCAACAUGAACGAUCUGGAAAAUGCUUACCGGGACAUUCAAAUCAUCGACACGGUCAAUAAUUCCACUCCCAUGUUCUUUGUUUAAAUGCAAUGUCUGUUUUUUUAUGUGGAACCCCAUUACCGGGAAAGAAGGAGAACGUCCAGAGUAGCGAGGAAGGAAGUAAAUGUUUCUGCAUGUUUGAAAAAAAAAAGAAUGAAGCUUUAAGUGAAGUUUAUUGCGCUGUCUCUCUUAUGAUGGACCAAAUUUCUUUUCAUGAAGUAGACCUUUUGAUUUUUCCUCACUUUUUUCACUAUUCUCCAGCGUUAUAAAAUUUUACAUGUUUAAAACAUUCACAAUCUCAUUUAAUCCAUUAUUACAUUUAUUACAUAAGCUAGCAUGUUCAACCCCAAUGCGCCCUAUUUGUUUGUUUCGUAUUGGUGAAAUUGCAAUGGGAAAUGUGAUACAUGUUACAAUUUAUAUAUCCUACAACUAAAUGUUUAAUUAACCAGCUAUAAUAACUUUUAUAAAACAUAGAAAACAUUAUAAGAUCAACGAAAAAUAUUAAAAAAAAACAAAAAAAAGGUUGAUCAUUAAUAAAACUAGGGUUAAAGGCUUCGCUUCGGCACUGAAGCGUGUCUAUCGGA